AAUAGCGAACGGUCUAUGGACUUUGUACACAAACUUUUAUAUUUUUUAUUACAUUUAUCUUGGUGAUUUAAGUGUAAAAGUGUUAAAAAUCUCUAAUCCUUUACAAUGAACUCCAUUAAAUCUUUGAUUUUAAAUCAACCUAAGAAUAAAUUUACUGCCGCAGUUUUGAGGGCAUAUUCUUCUUCCAAAUACAGCUACGAAACGUUGGCAGUUUCCGUUCCCAAGAAGAAUGUUUACCACGUCGAGUUGAAUCGGCCGGAUAAGCUAAACACCUUUAACCUGGCUAUGUGGAAAGAAAUCGGACAAUGCUUCAAGGCUUUACACAAGGAGCCGGAGUGUCGAGUCAUUGUGCUGUCCGGGCAAGGAAAGCUGUUUAGUGCUGGUAUUGACCUCAAGAGCUUGGUAGGGUACUUCACACAAGCAAACGAAAUUGAGGACCCGCCGCGCCGCGGCCGAUUCCUAUACGAUUGGAUGAAAGACUGCCAGGCCUCUAUAACUACGCUGGAAGACUGCAUCAAGCCGGUACUGAGCGUGGUGCAUGGCGCGUGUAUUGGGGCGGGUAUCAAUCUUACUACUGCUGCCGAUGUUAGGUACUGCACCGAAGAUGCGUGGUUCCAAGUUAAAGAAGUGGAAGUUGGAUUGGCAGCCGACGUUGGAGUACUACAGAGGCUGCCCAAGAUUGUAGGUAACACAUCAGUAGCUCGGGAGCUGUGCUUCACCGCGCGGAAGUUCGACGCCAAGGAGGCUCUGCAGAUCGGGCUGGUAGGCAAAGUGCUGCCGGAUAAGGAAAGUGCCCUCAAGCACGCCUUGGAAGUGGCUGAAGACAUAGCCACCAAGAGUCCGGUGGCGGUGCAGGCCACCAAACUGAACAUCAUCUACUCCCAAGACAAGACUCCUAAGGAAGGACUGGAGCAUAUCGCUUUGAUCAACAUGCUUAACCACCAAGGCGAGGACUUCACCAAAAGCGCGAUAGCACUCGCUACCAAAGGCGAGAAACCCGAUUUUGAAGAUUAUUAACCCUUUAUAGUGCACAGCAUGUAUUAGGUUUGAAGAAAAAAAAUAUUUUCAACUUAUAAUAAAUGAAUAAUGAUUCUAAUUUUGGUGGCUGCAUUUGUGGCCAGUGUCCAAAAAAAAUAUUUUCGGCCUUAUUACAAAUUAAAACUGUUAUAAUUUCGGUGGCUAUAUUUGUGACCAGUAACCUAUAAAUACCAAUUUAUCUAUUCUAACAAUUCAUUUGUCCUGUCCUGACUUAUUAUUCAGAUACUGCGAAAACUACUAAACUUUUUAGAUUUUUUAUAACAUCAAAACUCAAAACCCAUUAAGAAAUGUUUUGUUUUUAUGAAAUUAUGUUUUGUAGGUAGAAACUAGCCUUUUGUUAUGUUGCUAAUGUAAAAGAAUAAUGUUAUAUUAAUAGAAAUAGAAAUACAGAAGUGGUCUAAUUUUAGUGGAAGCUCAAUUUAUACCCUAUAUUUUUAUGUGAAAUUUUGAACUUGUAAAAGUAUACCUAUUCAAGUAAAUUAGUUAUUUAUAAAAGGACUGGAUUAUACGUGUGCUAAGUGAAACUAUAUUUUUGUUAA
This is a messenger RNA of Ostrinia furnacalis (Asian corn borer), 1577 nucleotides long. Its product is annotated as delta(3,5)-Delta(2,4)-dienoyl-CoA isomerase, mitochondrial. Gene Ontology annotation, molecular function: delta(3,5)-delta(2,4)-dienoyl-CoA isomerase activity. Gene Ontology annotation, cellular component: mitochondrion. NCBI's taxonomy places the organism in Eukaryota, Metazoa, Arthropoda, Insecta, Lepidoptera, Crambidae. Bases 106 to 1017 code for a protein of 303 amino acids. The record is from RefSeq and is a predicted model, not a curated record. The transcript has 9 exons.